GAAUCGGCACAGGGGCUGGUGUUGGGCGCGUACUUCUACGGCUAUACAGUGACACAGUUUUGCGGCUCAUAUGCGGACAAAUUUGGCGCCAAAUGGAUGACCGGUUUGGGUGUGUUUAUGCCGGCGCUGUUCAACGCACUCAUACCGAUCGCCGCCGGCGUUCACUACUCGCUGGUGAUUGUAUUGCGGGCACUGAUCGGCGCCUUUCACGGUGUCGUCUAUUCGUGUCUAUUCUCGAUGUUUAAUAAGUGGUUCCCGCAGUCGGAGAAGCGGUGGGCCAUCAGUGGCACCAUAUUUCUGGGCAACUUUGGCGGUGUUAUCGCAAUGCCUUUGACUGGCUAUCUAUGCGAAUCGCAUCUACUGGACGGCUGGCCCAAUGUCUACUAUCUCACAUCAUUGGCACACAUCCUAUGGUUUGUAUUAUGGCAUCUGUUGGUCAGUAAUACCCCCGAAGAAGAUAAUAACAUAUCCGACGCCGAACUCCAAUACAUUACCCAAAAUAAUCCUCAAUCAAAAAGUGUGAAAAACCUGUCGAUUCCCUGGAAAGCGAUCUUCACGUCGAGACCCGUCUGGGGCUCAAUAGUGACCAAAAUGUGCGGACAGUUUGGCUACUUUGUGUUGUGCACCAAAAUGCCAGCUUAUAUCGAUCAGGUGUUUGGCCUCACCAUACAGUCCAACAGUUGGUUCAACUCAAUGAUGUACGGAUGUCUGUGUGUCACUAACAUCAGUGCCGGCCCUCUAUCUAAUUGGGUCCGCAAUAAGGGCUGGUUUUCAAACACCAGGAAUUGCAAGAAUUUUCAAAGUUUGGCUCUUAGUUUAGUGCUAAUCCCAAUCGUGGGCUGCAAUAGCGGUGCAGUCAUAGCCCUAAUGUUGUUAUCAAUGCUAUCGUACGGCACAGUAACGGGUGGCGAGUAUGGGGUUAUACCGGACUACGCGCUCAACUACUCGGGCACUAUCUUCGGUGUGGCCAACACUCUGGCCUCCACUCCAGGAUUCAUAGGACCCCUUAUAAUUGGUCUGCUUCUCGACCACGGGGACGGAUCUAAUGUGCGAAACCAGUGGAAUAUAUUGUGGUAUAUGUCGGCCGCAAUCUAUGUGUUGGGUGGACUGGCCUUUGAGCUCUUGGGCUCAGCUGAGCCCCAGCACUGGGCUAUUGGCACAUACAUCUGGAGCGAGUCAAUACAGGGCGUAAUACUGGGCUCGUAUUUCUACGGCUAUACAGUGACACAACUGUUGGGCUCAUACGCGGACCGGUUGGGCGCCAAAUGGAUGGCCGGUUUGGGUGUGUUUGUGCCCGCGAUAUGCAAUGCACUCAUACCGGUGUUGGCGGACAUUCAUUACUCACUAGUGAUACUCAUGCGACUACUGGACGGCUGGCCCAAUGUCUACUAUCUCACAUCAUUGGCACACAUCCUAUGGUUUGUAUUAUGGCAUCUGUUGGUCAGUAAUACCCCCGAAGAAGAUAAUAACAUAUCCGACGCCGAACUCCUAUACAUUACCCAAAAUAAUCCUCAAUCAAAAAGUGUGAAAAACCUGUCGAUUCCCUGGAGAGAGAUCUUCACGUCGAGACCCGUCUGGGGCUCAAUAGUGACCAAAAUGUGCGGACAGUUUGGCUACUUUGUGUUGUGCACCAAAAUGCCCACUUAUAUCGAUCAGGUGUUUGGCCUAUCCAUACAGUCCAACAGUUGGUUCAACUCAAUGAUGUACGGAUGUCUGUGUGUCACUAACAUCAGUGCCGGCCCUCUAUCUAAUUGGGUCCGCAAUAAGGGCUGGUUCUCAAACACCAGGAAUUGCAAGAAUUUUCAAAGUUUGGCUGUUAGUCUAGUGCUAAUCCCAAUCGUGGGCUGCAAUAGCGGUGCAGUCAUAGCCCUAAUGUUAUUAUCGAUGCUAUCGUACGGCACAGUAACGGGUGGCGAGUAUGGAGUUAUACCGGACUACGCGCUCAACUACUCGGGCACUAUCUUCGGUGUGGCCAACACUCUGGCCUCCACUCCAGGAUUCAUAGGACCCCUUAUAAUUGGUCUGCUUCUCGAUCACGGGGAUGGAUCUAAUGUGCGAAACCAGUGGAAUAUAUUGUGGUAUAUGUCGGCCGGAAUCUAUGUGUUGGGUGGACUGGCCUUUGAGCUCUUGGGCUCAGCUGAGCCCCAGCACUGGGCUAUUGUGACCGACAACACAAAGCCCAACCCCUCUCCGGAUAUAAUGGUCGGUGUCUUGGGAUCAAUUGGCUGUACACUUGUAUAUCUGUUGCGAUCCAAUCUGAGUGUUGCCAUCAUUGCGAUGGUCGACGAGAGGACAAUUCAGGCGGACAGGGAUGACAUGCAAACCGACGAUUUGUGUUACGACAGCAGCACCUAUAAUAAAACCGGUGGACAUGAAUAUAAGGGCACAUACAUCUGGAGCGAGUCAAUACAGGGCGUUAUAUUGGGCUCGUAUUUCUAUGGCUAUACAGUGACACAAUUGCUGGGCUCAUACGCGGACCGGUUGGGCGCCAAAUGGAUGGCCGGUUUGGGUGUGUUUGUGCCCGCGAUAUGCAAUGCACUCAUACCGGUGUUGGCGGACAUUCAUUACUCACUAGUGAUACUCAUGCGAGUACUGAUCGGCGCCUUUCACGGUGUCGUCUACUCGUCUCUCUUCUCGAUGUUUGCCAAAUGGUUCCCACAAUCGGAGAAGAAUAUGGCCCUCACGGGCACCACAUUUGCCGGCAAUCUGGGCGGAGUGAUCACUAUGCCGUUGGCCGGCUAUCUCAUCAAAACCGAUUGGUUGGACGGCUGGCCAGUGGUCUUCUAUCUGACAUCGUUUGUGCACUUAAUAUGGUUCGCGUUUUGGUGUUAUUUUGUGUCCAACAGUCCCGAUGAGGACCCGAAGAUCACCGAACGUGAGCUGAAGUACAUUGUGUCCAAUAAUCCCAACUCGAGGAAAGUGAAGAAUCUGAAGAUCCCGUGGCGGGCAGUGUUCACGUCGCGGGUGGUCUGGGCGUCGGCUGUGGCCAAGUCUACGGGCAGUUUUGGUUAUUACCUGUUGUGUACAAAAAUGCCUCAAUAUCUGGACUCCAUAUUCGGAAUGGCUAUCCAUACCAACAGUUGGUUCAAUGCGCUCAUGUAUGUUGUCAUUUGCACAGCCCUACUGUCCGGCAGUCCCCUCUCGGCGUGGGUUAAGCGCAAGGGUUGGUUCACGCAGACCAGGAAUCGCAAGAAUUUCCAGAGUUUAGCAAUGUUUGGUUGCGGUUUAUGUCUACUACUGGUGCCGAUUGUCGGGUGCGAUGGCGACGCCGUAAUCGCUUUGCUAUUGAUAAGUAUGUUUGUCUACGGAUUCAUAAGCGGUGGUGAAUACGGUGUGAUCGCGGAAUACGCGCCCGACUAUUCGGGUACAGUGUUCGGUGUGGCCAAUACGCUGGCGUCGGCCACCGGUUUUGCCGGCCCUCUCAUUGUUGGCGUAUUACUCGAUCACGGAGACGGGUCGGGUGUUAGGCAUCAGUGGAAUAUAGUGUGGUAUUUGUCGGCCGCUAUCUAUAUAUUUGGUGGUAUUUUCUACGAGGUGUUCGGCAGCGCUGAGCCCCAGCCCUGGGCUGUAGUCGAUGAACGAGAUUAUCAAAUGGAGAGAAAAAUUACGUUUAUCUCAGAUUAUUAUACAAUUUAG
Messenger RNA from Medioppia subpectinata, 3636 nucleotides. Lineage: Eukaryota; Metazoa; Arthropoda; Arachnida; Sarcoptiformes; Oppiidae. The record is from the annotation of a GenBank genome assembly.